AUGCGUGUACAAAAGACGAGCGACCAAAUAGUGGCAUCAAAUGGAAAUGCCGGUAUUGUAACAAUAUCAAACUCCCACUUCAUAAGCAGCGAAAAGAAACAGAAGGCGUUAUUGUUAAGUCCCAAAUACCACAUGAGAUUGGUCAAUAUAUAACAGUGAUAUCAUUUCGUUCUGGAUUCCAGGUACUAUCAUCGCCUCCCAGAAAUGACACUUUUCCGAUUGAUAUCUACGUCGACAAAUGCACUUUCAUGAAUAACAUGUUUGAUAUGCUGUUGACUCUCCUUGAUCCAACCUCAGUCUACAUAACCAUUCAAAACACCAUUUUCAUUAGUACUGAGACAAUUUUUCGAAAAAGUUAUGCUAUUCGGCUUAAUAUUCCACCCCUGGAAAAUAUCAGUUUAACAAAUGCAGUCAUAAAGUUGGACAAUGACACUUUCCAAUCAAAAACGUCAAGCAACUUUGCUCUUUUCUUUAAAGGAAAGAAACGCGUGACAAUAAAGGGGUGUAAGUUUCUAAACUGCUGGUAUGCUUACUCGAAUGUACAGAGGUGGACGAUACAGGAAACGGACGAUUUUUAUGAAACAGGUUCUGGUCCUAUUUCGAUAUUGACGUUCGCUGAUAGAGCUUUGAAGAGUGGAUGUCUUCACUCAAACACUAUUGAUGACACACAUGCUCUGUGGCAAUACGAAAGUCGUGUAAUAUUCGAAGAUACUGUGUUUAAGCAGAACGUGGGCACAUAA
Molecule: messenger RNA, 740 nt
Organism: Porites lobata
Lineage: Eukaryota; Metazoa; Cnidaria; Anthozoa; Scleractinia; Poritidae
Source: the annotation of a GenBank genome assembly